This is a messenger RNA of Lachancea meyersii CBS 8951, 600 nucleotides long. The record is from the annotation of a GenBank genome assembly. NCBI's taxonomy places the organism in Eukaryota, Fungi, Ascomycota, Saccharomycetes, Saccharomycetales, Saccharomycetaceae.
AUGGCCUGGUUAAGGAGAUACCUGAGAAUUCCACAAGAAUUGCGACCAUCAGAAGUCUUCAAGCAGGACUCGCUUUCACCGUUAAAAAUAACGAUUCAGAUUAUUCUUCUACAGCUAUUCUAUUACGCUACUGCGUACGUGUUGUUUUACGGAUGGUCACGACUGGGCGGGUAUGACGUGCCUGUCAGCCAGUGGCUAUUCUCGUGGGAGUCAAUUGAUUUUUCUAACUCGCUGGGCCUGACACUGUCCUUGCUGUGGCUCCUGGAUGCGCUUAUAUGCGUAUUGUUCUUGACAGUGAUUGUGGGUCGCAGUAAGUUGGCGUGGGACUUUGGCAUUACCAUUCACGCCGUCAACUUACUUAUAGUGUGGGUCAAAACAGGAAGAUGGCCCAGCCUGUCCUGGUUCACGGUCCAGUUGCUAUCGUCGCUCAUCUUGGUGUUUCUAGGAACGUGGUCCUCUAGGUGGCGAGAGCUCAGAGAUACGUUUUUUGACGGGUUGGUAGACCCACAUAUGGCAUCGAACGAAAUCGUAGCCAAGCCCGAGUCUGACGGGCCUAGUCAGGGCGGCUUGGAAAUGAAAGACUUAGAAGCUCAAAAAUGA